AUGGCAGCAGCUCAAGUCUUACUGGCUGACGCUCAAUGGUGGGAUAGUCGCAGCGUUUACGUUCUGUGCCCGUGGUGCGACAAGAUACACCGCCAUGGAUUCGAUGGAAAUUAUGCCGGACGCCACAUGCGCGUCGCACAUUGUGACCCCAUCAUUAACGGCAGAUUUCGGUCUCAGCAUUACGAUAUCAAGCUGUUAGGUACUUGUCCCGAGAAUGUGGACUACGAAAUCGACAAGACAAACCUUCGAUUCGUUGCAGGCGGAGCGCGUCUGCCCGCGGAGAACGAUGUUUCAGACAAUGAAGCAGACCGAUUGAGAGCUGCCUUCAAGCAGGAAAUUGAGUCAAAACCAAAGUGGACAGAUGCAGGGGAAGCCAUUUAUGUUGAUGAUGUCUUUCUCUCAAGGAUCAUUCUUGUGAAGUCAGAAUUGGUCACGGGCAAUGUUCCCUACGUCAAGCACUACCUGGAGACCUCCACAGAAGCGAAAAUAUUUCUCCAUGGGGUUCACUCUUGGGAAGAAGCCCAAUCUUGCAACUGUAGCGAUUGUAAUUUGAUCUAUGGAGGGCCAAGAACGGCUGAUAAGAGCGUUGGUACAUUAGGGAGCACGGCGCUACAUUUGGCUGCAUGUGAAGCAAGUCUCGAGAUGGUUCAACUUCUCUUGUCACACGGCGCUGAUCCAAAUGCUGUAGAGGUUGACGGUCGGACACCAAUGAUGGAGGCAGCGCUGUGGGGUAGGCUGGAAAACGUGGAGGCUUUGUUGCAGCAUGGGGCCAAGAAAACUCAGAAGUGCGUAGAAGGGAAUCGCCUCCGAUGUGCUGUGGAUUUUGCGGAACCGUCAAAAGAAAAUUCUGAGGCUCGAUGGGGACGCGCAGGUGGUACUUCCCGAUCUGAACCUAUAUAUAAGGAGGACACGGUUGCGCGUGAUCGUGAUCGUCGCGAUAUUGUGCGGCUCCUCGAUGAUUCAGCACAUGAGCGACACGUUCUCAAACUGGCUGCGUUCUUCUUCCAGAAACUGGGACGCAACCCCACAGUGCUAUCUCUGACUACUCAGUAUACCCUGUCACAAGAUUCGAAAACAGUGGCUUGGAUGAAGCGCGGAGAUACUCUCCCGGAUGUUGUUGCAAUGAGUGGCUGGUCACCAAUAGCCAGUGAAAGUAUUCUAAUUGCUGGCCAAGAUUGGACAAGUAAGGUCUUGCACCUUUACAAAGUGGUUGACUUUCCACGAGCACCCCACUCUUAUGAUCGUGGUGUUCUUGGGCGGUAUUUCGCAUGUCAUGCAGAGAAGCAAUUGGUCGCAUACUUUGUUUAUAAACAUGUCUUCUUGCCGCAAGAAAUGGAGAUUUAUGACGAGGAGCCUGGCGAACUUGAAAGGUACACGGAGUCACUGUCAUUACAUGACACCAAAGGAGAAGCGAUUCGGGACGGAACACCACUAGGAGAGGAAAGCUAUGAGUACAGAAGCAAGCUCAGUGAGCUAUACGCAGCACGUCCUGGUUACUCUUUGAGAGCUGCCACAAUACUGGUCAGCAGACAAGUAUGUCCUGACUGCAAGAAGUUUGUCAAGCAAGUCAACGUCAAGUUGGGGUUGUCAAUCCGCAAGUCGAUCGCGACACACGGGAGGCGCAGGCGGAUUUGCUCGAGACAGGGGAUGGCAGCACAGCCAAUCAAGUGGUUGCCACAUUAUACCGAUGACACUGUACAUAUAAAGGCCGAGUGCCCGACUCUCAAGUUGGAAUCAUUUCAGUAUCGGAAACAAACGCAAGGCGGCUUCUUCGGCUACCGAUCAUUUUCUGCCCCAAUCACUUCAAAUUACGCACAACACCCUAUGUCUGCUCAAACCCACCUGCGCCAGCUGGGCAAGGACGGUCCCCUUGUGUCCGCUUUGGGCACAGGUCUGAUGGGAUUGUCCGUGUUCUAUGGCGCUGUGCCCAGCGACGAGGAGCGAUUCAAGUUUCUCGAUCGAGCUGUUGAGAUCGGAGCAACUUUUUGGGAUACCGCAGCUCUCUACGGCGACAGCGAAGUCCUAAUUGGCCGGUGGUUCAAGCGCUCCGGAAAGCGCAAUGAGGUCUUCCUUUCGUCCAAAUUCGGCAUUGUCAUGGAUCCCCCAAUGGUGUUCUCCUACAGGAGCACCGGCAGCUAUGCUAAAGAGUCUUGUGCCAAAAGUUUGGAGCGUCUGCAGACAGACUAUAUUGAUCUAUUCUACCUUCACCAUCCAAACCCCGAGACACCUAUCGAAGAGACGAUGAGGGCACUUGCUGAGCUUAAAGCAGAAGGUAAAAUCAAGCACAUUGGGCUGUCCAAUUGCAGCUCCAGUACAAUUCGUCGUGCUGUGAAGAUUGCGCCUGUUGCUGCUGUCCAGAUCGAGUAUUCUCCUUUUGUGCUCGAGGCUGAGAACGAAGCCAGCACGAAUGUGCUCGCUACAUGUCGAGAACUUGGUAUUGCUGUUAUCUGUUAUUCGCCUCUGGGAAGAGGCAUUCUCACAGGUGCCUUCAGUACGAAGGAGUCGCUGAGCGACCCUAAAGACGGUCGUGCGGCCUCGCUUCCGUGGUUCUCUGACGGGAACCGCGAGGCCAACGCCAAGAUUGUCGAGGAGUUCAAGCAGAUCGCUGACAAACAUAACUGCACCACUAGUCAGCUUUCCCUCGCGUGGCUGUUGAAGCAAGGCGAUAACAUCAUCCCGAACCCCGGCACCAAGAGUAUCGAGCGACUCGAGGAGAACCGGGCUGCACUCGACAUCAACCUGACCGACGACCAUGAGAAGGAGAUCCGCGCAUUUCUGGAGAAUGCCAAGAUUGCAGGGAAGUCUAGGCCCGACAAGUACAAAGAUGCCGGCUGGAUGGAUACGAAGGAGGAAGAGUAG
Neoarthrinium moseri is the source of this 2859-nucleotide messenger RNA. RefSeq lists its product as uncharacterized. Gene Ontology annotation, molecular function: protein binding. Gene Ontology annotation, cellular component: cytoplasm. The record is from RefSeq and is a predicted model, not a curated record. The transcript is spliced from 7 exons. Bases 1 to 2859 code for a protein of 952 amino acids. Lineage: Eukaryota; Fungi; Ascomycota; Sordariomycetes; Amphisphaeriales; Apiosporaceae.